AUGAAAAAAUCAAACCAACCUACACCCUCGCUUUCCUACCUCCCUCAAGACAUUCUCUCCAAAAUUCUAGGCUUAGCUGGUCAGACAUCACGUGUUGAUGUUAAAAAUGCCAUGCUAACAUGCAAGGUACUUGGAAAAUCAGCUGAUGAUGUUCAGGUCCUAGCAACAUUGGAGCUCAAUGAUAUUGUAAAAACACCAUUGCUGGCUAUAGGCAAUUAUACAGAUUUACUUGCUAAAUGCUUACAGCAUUCCAACCCAUCAGCACACUACAUUCAAGGAUUGUUAGAGUAUUUUUACUUCGGCAAUCCUCUUGAAGGCUUGAAUCAUUUGAAGGUGGCUGCAAAGCACAAAAGUCCAAUCAAAGAGGCUGUUUAUCUCUAUGGCAUAAUCAACUUAUGUACUGGGGAAUAUGAAGUAGGAAAAGAGUUUUUGGACAAGCUUGGGUGGAAGGAAGACAAAUCAGUAGCAGACCUAUGCUGGAAGAAUAUUAAAACUGGUGUUCAUGGGAUUGGAAUCAUAAGGAAGCCAGAAUAUGCACACUCACUAUGGGCAAUGAUGCCUCCAUAUGUUUGCAACUUAAAUGACAUGGAAAAUACUUGCGAGAAGUGCUAUUAUUACAAACAAAUGAUCAAAUUUGUUUACACAAUUUAG
Molecule: messenger RNA, 651 nt
Organism: Eutrema salsugineum
Lineage: Eukaryota; Viridiplantae; Streptophyta; Magnoliopsida; Brassicales; Brassicaceae
Product: F-box protein At2g35280
Exons: 1
Coding region: 1-651 (216 amino acids)
Source: RefSeq, a predicted model, not a curated record